UGUCUCAAUAUAAUUUGAAUUUCCAUGAAUGAGCGCGUAGCUUAGUUGAGUGUAAGCCAUUGGAUCAUUAACAUUAACACUAGACUUAGCUUGGCAUUUCCCAAACAUGAUCCACUGGCGACUACUUUCCGGCCUGCUUGUGGGCCUGGCCAUAGCGCCAUCGUUUCCAGUCGACGGAGAGCUCUCGGCCAGAUCGGCAGCCAGUGCCUCGAAUCAACGCUUUGGCCUACGCCUAACCACCAAAUUGGGCCUGAGCCAGCCAGAUACAAAUGUGGUGGUUUCCCCCCUGCUGAUACAGGCGGCACUGAGUCUGCUCUAUGCGGGCAGUUCCGCGGACUCCGGAAGGGAACUCCGGCAAGCUCUGGAGCUGACCCAUGCAAUGGCUCCGAAACUAGCGGUCCAGGACAUCCAGGGACUUUUGUCGGACCUAAAGCAGUCGGCUGCUGUUGGCUGUCGCUUGAGGUUGCUCAGCGACUUCUACGCCCAGCAACGCUUCACCUUCAACUUCCGAGAUGAUUUUGAGGCGUUGGCCUCGCGACUGGGUGUUGGCUGCCACCGAUUGUAUUGGGAAACAGCCUCGAGUGCGGCCCAGGAGAUCAACUACUCCUUCCUCAGCCGCAGCAACUUCAGCCUCGGAGAGCUCGUCACUGCCUCGCAGCUGGAGUCCUUGGCCGAGCACAACACGCCCUUCUUACAUAUUUCCGGUAUCACCUUCCGAGCUCCUUGGGCUUGGGCCUUCGAUCCGACUGAGACGCAGAGCAUCAACUUCUUCAACGGAGGAAACCGUCCCAGACUGGUGGAUGCCAUGUUUGGCCAGCACCGCUACAGGUACGCCGAGGUGCCCGCUCUGGAUGCCCAACUCAUAGAGGUGCCCUUUGCCACUGCCGAUCUCAGCAUGCUCAUUGUGUUCCCAAACCGUGCGGAUGGCCUGGCCCAACUGGAGAAGAAGUUGGCCCAGUCCGAUCUCCAUCAGCUGAGGGGCCAGCUCCAGGAGCGCAAGGUGGCCCUCACACUGCCCAAGUUCAGAGUUUUGGUCCACUCUGCACUGAAACGAGUGCUGGAAGAGUUGGGACUGGCGAAGCUGUUCACAUCAGAGGUCCAGCUGAGUGAGGUCUUCAGCUCCAUUCUGACCAGUUGCCCCCCUUUGGGAGCAGUGGUGCAGAGCGGCCUCCUGGAGCUGCAGGAGGAAGGCGGCAAUGCUGGGGAUUCGUUUUCCUUUGGGGAUCUAUUCCGACGAGCCCUGCCCCUGGUCAUCAAUCACCCGUUCUUCUAUGCCAUCGGCAAUGACAAGACCCUGCUGCUGGCCGGCCACAUCGUCGACAUCUGAGCCUCGCUCUCUCUCUCUGCUGCUUACCCAAUACUCGAUUCCAAUGCUAGCUCUAAGCGAGGUUAUCGCCUUAUCAGCCCCGCUCGAAUCUCUGGCAAAUAAACAGAAUUACCCGCGGCAUGCCAAAGGUGACAAAUGAUUUGUAAACACA
Messenger RNA from Drosophila eugracilis, 1478 nucleotides. Its product is annotated as serine protease inhibitor 42Dd. The record is from RefSeq and is a predicted model, not a curated record. NCBI's taxonomy places the organism in Eukaryota, Metazoa, Arthropoda, Insecta, Diptera, Drosophilidae. Gene Ontology annotation, molecular function: serine-type endopeptidase inhibitor activity.